AAGGAGAGAGAGAACCGACCCAAACAAACCAAAAACUGGCAAAGCAUAUUAUUAAGGAGGCCAGGUACAACAACAGCAGCAUGACUCAUGGUAUUUCGUCUUCUUCACCGUUUCUCUUCCAUCAUCAAUCCACUGUUACGUCUAUAAAAGGAAGGCCAAGGCCAGUUUCAAUUGCGUCUUUGUCUGCUCAUCCGUCAACUCGUUUCGCUCUCGUUUGCUCCUCUUCUUCGUCCUCCUCUCUUUCAGAUAUGGAUAACACUUCAAGUACAAGUCUGUUCCCAUUACACCGAUGUAAAAUUUUGCACCUGGUGAGGCAUGCACAAGGGAUUCACAAUGUAGAAGGAGAAAAGAACCAUAAAGCAUACUUAUCUCCAGAACUUUUUGAUGCACACCUUACCCCUCUUGGUUGGCAGCAGGUUGAUAAUUUACAUAAGCAUGUUCAUGCAUCUGGACUUGUCAAGAGGAUUGAUUUAGUAAUUACAUCUCCUUUGCUAAGGACAAUGCAAACAGCAGUAGGAGUAUUCGGUGGUGGGGGCUAUGUGGAUGGAGUUGAUGCUCCUCCACUUAUGGUGGCAAAUGCUGGAAAUAGUGAUCGUUCUGCUAUUUCAAGUUUGAAUUGCCCUCCUUUUUUAGCAAUGGAGCUUUGUCGAGAACAUCUGGGAGUUCACCCAUGUGAUAAGAGGAGGAGAAUUAGCGAGUAUCAACCUCUUUUUCCUGCAAUUGAUUUUUCACUGAUAGAAAAUGACGAGGAUGUUUUGUGGGAGGCCGAUAUUAGAGAGCCAAAUGAAGAUGUUGCAGCUAGGGGAAUGAAGUUUAUGAACUGGCUGUGGACAAGAAAAGAGAAAGAGAUUGCAGUAGUUACCCAUAGUGGGUUCUUGUAUCAUACUCUAAGUAGAUAUGGAAAUGACUGUCAUCCAUUGGUGAAGAAAGAGAUUUCCAAACAUUUUGCCAACUGUGAGCUGCGUUCAAUGGUGAUUGUUGACAAAAGCAUGAUUGGUUCAGAUUCCCCCACUACCAAUUAUCCAGGAAAGAUCCCUUGUGGGCCUGAUAUUUCUAGUGAAGCUGCAGAUGAGAAUCAUUCAGGAAAUGGAGUACCCAACUCGUCAAAUUAGGCAAUGGGCUAAUUGGAAUCUUGAGUUCAUGCCCCUGAAAUUUCUUUCUAGAGAAGUGGCUUAUUGAGGCGCCCAAUUCAUUUACUAUACAUAUCCUCUUGUGGUUAGCUAAGCAAUUCCGAGAUUCUUUUACUAGAGAAAAAAAAUUCGAGUUGUGUUGGUUAAGGUGAAAGAGGUAUGUAGGCAAUAAUUCAUUUUUAGGGUGAAAACAAUCAAGACACAUUUGACAUUCCCCCACCAUCAUGUAUGCUUUUUAUAUGAUGGCACUGCAGAAAAUACAUGUCUCGUGUAUGGAUUAUUCCAUCUUUUCUCUACAAGUAUCAAAACACGUUAUUGUCAUGGGAAUACCUGAAGCCUCGUUUUUUUCUUAAUCUGUCAUGGUUUUCGACUUUUCGGAC
Nelumbo nucifera (sacred lotus) is the source of this 1510-nucleotide messenger RNA. Its product is annotated as phosphoglycerate mutase-like protein 1. Gene Ontology annotation, cellular component: cytoplasm. Gene Ontology annotation, molecular function: phosphatase activity. The record is from RefSeq and is a predicted model, not a curated record. Lineage: Eukaryota; Viridiplantae; Streptophyta; Magnoliopsida; Proteales; Nelumbonaceae.